GCUUUCUUUUGCUAUCUCCAGAAAUUGAAUUGCAAUUUUUGUUAAGAGUCAUGGAGUUCUGCGGAGCUACGACCUUAGCCUGGACAAAUUCACUCUAUACCUCUCUUCAUUUCCCUCCACCAUUCCCUAGGCGUGAGGUGCGGAGGUUUAGGGUUUGUUGUCUCAACGACAUCGACUCUGCUCAGUCUGAGAAGGGAAAUCAAAUGACUGUUUCGGUCACAGGAGCAACAGGUUUUAUAGGUAGAAGAUUGGUGCAAAGGCUGCAUGCCGAUAACCAUGGCAUUCGAGUCUUGACGCGAUCAAGAUCUAAAGCUCAGUCAAUUUUUCCGGUCAAGGACUUUCCAAGAAUUGUAAUUGCAGAGGAGCCAGAGUGGAAAGACUGUAUUCAAUGCUCAACUGCAGUCGUGAAUUUGGCUGGAAUGCCCAUUAGUACUAGAUGGUCUCCUGAGAUCAAGAAAGAGAUCAAGACAAGCAGGAUUAGAGUCACCUCAAAGGUCGUAGAUUUAAUAAAUGGCUCACCAGAUGAACUUCGGCCAAGAGUUUUGGUUAGCGCAACAGCAGUUGGUUAUUAUGGUUCCAGUGAAACAGAAGUAUUUGAUGAGCAAAGUCCAUCUGGAAAUGAUUACUUGGCUGAGGUUUGUAGAGAAUGGGAGGCAACAGCCCUCAGAGUGAAUAAGGAUGUUAGAUUAGCGCUUAUUCGCAUAGGUGUUGUCCUUGGAAAAGAUGGUGGUGCUUUAGCUAAAAUGGUCCCUCUCUUCAUGAUGUUUGCUGGUGGACCUUUGGGCUCAGGAAAACAAUGGUUUUCCUGGAUUCAUGUGGACGAUAUGGUCAAUCUAAUAUAUGAAGUUUUAUGCAACCCUUCUUAUAAAGGAGUUAUUAAUGGAACUGCACCAAAUCCUGUUCGGCUAGAGGAGAUGUGCAAACAAUUGGGAACUGUUUUGGGCCGGCCCUCAUGGCUACCAGUACCUGACUUUGUACUCAAAGCAAUCCUUGGUGGCGGUGCUUCUGUGGUGUUGGAAGGACAAAGGGUGCUUCCAGCUAAAGCUAAGGAAUUGGGGUUCCCCUUCAAAUACCCUUGUGUGAAAGAUGCGUUAGAAUCCAUUCUAUCCUGAGAAGUUGAAGUACAAUAUAAAUCUGUUCAUUCUUUAUUCUUUCGGUAUAGAGAACAGUUCUCUAAACUUAAAAAGGCACAGAAAGAAAUACAUUACCGGGGGAAAGUGUUUAGGAGGAAAGAAAGCAUGCUGAGAACUGAAACAUGCUCUAAACAUGGGAGCUGUGGCAUAGUUUGUCAUGUUAAGUUUUAGGUCGUUGUUUUGUGUGUGUGUGUGUAUUUUCUCAUUUUCUGGACUCGCUGUGAUCUUUUGCUUAAAUGUCGGAAAGUAAUAAUACCUUGGAAGGUACUCUGAGAGAUCUCAUCGUGGAAUGGUAUUUUGACACAAGCUAUGGCCUGACAGGCACAUAACAGGUUUUCCCAUCAAGUUCUCUCUGAACUCGUGAUUUGGAUAUUUGUUCUGCUG
Molecule: messenger RNA, 1517 nt
Organism: Ilex paraguariensis (yerba mate)
Lineage: Eukaryota; Viridiplantae; Streptophyta; Magnoliopsida; Aquifoliales; Aquifoliaceae
Source: the annotation of a GenBank genome assembly